GUGAAAAGUGAAACCGAAGUGAACUUCAGUAUUCGUGGUUGUCAGCAAUGGACGGACCCUCCCCGACCACCGACCCUCUAAGGAAUGAAUUCGGAUCUCUGAACGACCUAGCCCACGAGCUCGCCUCUCUCCAAGACCUUGCGCUGCGCGGCUCCUGGCGUUCCAUUCUCGACAAAGUUUCCCGUGCCCGUUCCCUCGACCUGCUUUCCAAGCCCCACGACCACCUCAUCUACCUUUCCUACAACGUCCUCGCCCUCACCAAGCUCCGCCGCUUCACCGACGCUUCUGCCGAGAUCGACUCUCUCCACGACUUCAACAGCCACCAGUACAAAUACGAAUCCUACCCUCAACUUUAUCCCUCCCGCUCCGGUUCUAUGGUCCCCUUCUCCCUCCGCUUCAUCCACGCCCAACUCCCCUUCAAGCUUGAGAAUCGCCAAGAAGGGUUAGAUCGAUUUUACCUUUUGCUUAGUUUUAUUCGUCAGAAAAUUAAAGAGAAGGGAAGUAACAGUUUUCAGGAGUCUAUCAAAAUUUGGAGAAAAAGGGAAAAUUUUGUGUUACAUUGUUUAAUUGGGCAUCAUUUGGGGGCUAAGGAUUUCAUUGUAUGUUUAGAUUUGAUUAGGGAUUUGAUCGAUCAUGAUUAUUUAGACCCAGUUUUGAUUUCCAAAUUAGGGUAUAUUCAAAUGCAGGUUGGGGAUAUUGAAGGGGCAAAAGGAUCGUUUCAUCGUGUCGAGACAAUGUUCAAUGAAGGGAAGAAUGAUGGGUAUUCAUCCUUGAGUGAGGUUGAGUUUAGAAAUCUUGUGAAUAGAAACAAGGCCUUGAUUUAUUUGGUAGGCAAAGAUUAUGUUUCUGCUGUUAGGGAAUAUGAGGAAUGUAUUGAAAGGGAUCACACGGAUGUUGUAGCAGUUAAUAACAAGGCGCUUUGUUUGAUGUAUUUGAGAGAUUUGUCAGAUUCGAUUAAGGUAUUGGAGAAUUCACUUGAAAGGGUGCCUACCGUGGCAUUGAACGAGACUUUGGUGAUCAAUUUGUGCAGUAUGUAUGAGUUGGCACAUGUUAAUCACUCAGAGAUUAAGAGGACUUUGAGUAAUUGGAUUGCUGGAGUUGCUCCUGAUGAUUUUGAUGCAUCCUGUACCAGAGCUUGAGGUAUUAUGCUUUCUUGUGUGUCCUAUGAUGUUAUGCUGGUUGAGGUGGUUUAUUUAGUGGUGUUCUUUAGCAAAGUAUUUUGGAAUUGUGGUUUGUUAGAUGCAAAUUAGUAAAUUAUCAGAUUUCAAAUGAAUUAUGGUGUUAUGC
This is a messenger RNA of Hibiscus syriacus, 1287 nucleotides long. Its product is annotated as trafficking protein particle complex subunit 12-like. The transcript is spliced from 2 exons. The coding region runs from base 48 to 1139 and encodes 363 amino acids. The record is from RefSeq and is a predicted model, not a curated record. Gene Ontology annotation, molecular function: protein binding. Lineage: Eukaryota; Viridiplantae; Streptophyta; Magnoliopsida; Malvales; Malvaceae.